AUGAUUAUUCCAGUAAGAUGCUUUUCAUGCGGUAAGGUUGUGGGAGAUAAAUGGGAAACAUACCUUCAAUAUUUGGAAGAGGGAAUGAGUGAAGGAGAUGCCCUUGAUAGAUUGGGGCUAAAGAGAUACUGUUGCAGAAGAAUGGUUCUCACGCAUGUGGAUCUUAUUGAGAAGUUUCUACGUUACAAUCCUCUUGAGAAGAAGGAUAUUGAUGACGAGAGAUCGUACUAA
This is a messenger RNA of Brettanomyces nanus, 231 nucleotides long. RefSeq names its product DNA-directed RNA Polymerase II subunit L (gene RPB10). NCBI's taxonomy places the organism in Eukaryota, Fungi, Ascomycota, Pichiomycetes, Pichiales, Pichiaceae. Gene Ontology annotation, cellular component: RNA polymerase I complex; RNA polymerase II, core complex; RNA polymerase III complex. The transcript has a single exon. The record is from RefSeq and is a predicted model, not a curated record. The coding region runs from base 1 to 231 and encodes 76 amino acids. Gene Ontology annotation, biological process: transcription by RNA polymerase I; transcription by RNA polymerase II; tRNA transcription by RNA polymerase III. Gene Ontology annotation, molecular function: DNA binding; DNA-directed RNA polymerase activity; zinc ion binding.